Molecule: messenger RNA, 2963 nt
Organism: Phyllopteryx taeniolatus (common seadragon)
Lineage: Eukaryota; Metazoa; Chordata; Actinopteri; Syngnathiformes; Syngnathidae
Exons: 26
Coding region: 103-2724 (873 amino acids)
Source: RefSeq, a predicted model, not a curated record
UUGUUGGUGGGAAAUUGGAUCGUCAUAUCGGACAAUAUUGAAGACAGCCGGAAGUGCGUUUGCCAGCGGCGCGAAGAAAUCAUUCUUACGAAGGCGUUCGUGAUGUGCGCAGCCGUGGACAAUGGCAGUAUCAUCAUCAUCAGCGAUGAUGAAGAAGAAGGCUGUAACCCGCAGGUAUCCUCCUACGAAUCAUCACUUAUCAUGGAGACGGAGGACAUGCCGUGGAGGGACUGUACGCUGUCUCCCAGUAAGAUGGACGAAGACCUGGUGGUCACUUUCUCCCGUCCGGCCGAGGUGCUGCCCCAUGCGCGCUUCGACUGCCCCAAACAUCCUUUUAAAGCUACGGACGACUGCGGGGAUCCUGUGCCUGGGAACCAGCUCCAAUGUGAGCAGUGCUUCUGUUACAUCUGUGACAAACUGGCAGCCAAGUGUCAAAAGUGGCACAUGAGCGGCGUGUGCCACUGCAACAGCCACAAGAAGAGCGACUUCUGGAACAGGAUGAGAAACAGCGAGCUCCUUGGCCAACUGGCGGUCUUCAAGUUGACGCUGUCAGAGGUCGACGGGCACCUCCGACAAGCGGAGUCCAUGCUGCAGAGCUUCAAAGCAGACCUCAGAGCUCGGACGGUGUCCUUACUGGUCGACAAGCAUGUGAACGACGGCGUCACUUACGACUACUCGCCCGUCUACGGAUGCGUGUUGGCUUUCUUGAACAAAGUGGACCAACAAGAUGGCCGAGCGGCAGCCGUCAUGAGGCUGGCGGUCGCUCAGGAGUUGCUUCAACUUUUGCAAGUUGAAGGGAUUUAUCUCCCAGUGUUGCCCUCCUCGACCGCUGCAGCGGCCAAAUGGAUGUUAAUGGACAGGUUGGCGUCGUCGCUGCAGCGGCAGAUGGUCAUGGACGAUUUCACGCCAGAGUUCAGACAAAAACUGCAGGAUUUUUACAGGACUUUAAGUUUUCCUCCUCAGCUCAAGCACAUUAGGACCAGCAUGGAUGUGCGCCCGUGGGACGACAUCCUGCUGGUGUCUGUGUUAAAAGGACAGAACGUGGUCGGCGUGCGCACCAACAAAGGGAAGAAGGACACUCUGUUUGAGGACAUUGAUGUUUUUCUGCUUAGAGUGGAGCGACUGCUGGACCAGAAGAGGUUUCGAGAGUUGAGCCGCUACAUACGUGUCGUCCGGACAAAACGGCUCAGUUGCUUCCUGCGGCUGAAGGACCUCAUCCCUUUCUUCAUGUGCAUGGAGGGCAACUUCAACCCUGCGCUCACCACCUUCUUUCAGUCAGGCAGCGGGAUCGUCUCGCGCCUCACGCUGCGGGACUUCCAGUUGUACCUGCGUGUGCUGGACACAGCGACGGCGCCCGAGCUGUCCGUCGGUCCCGUGGGGGAGCUCUGCUUCGCUGCCGACAAAUGGUGUGCGAUCCAAGGUGCGGUGCCUCUGACGCGUUUAGAAUUGGUCCGCUUUGCUCGCAAGGUCCACAAGUGCUGUCCGGCCAUCCGCAUGAAUUCUGAGUUUUGGACCCACUUGCUCAAGAUCGUCCACGUGAGUCGCCAGGGGACUGCCGGUAUCCCUGAACCCAGUCUGGCCUUCUUAAAAGAAGCUGCACACACGGUCCGUUCUAUUCUGAAGGAGGAGUACGGUGAUAACCUGCAGGUCCCGCAUCACUUUGUGUCGCAGGCGUACCCAGAUCAAGCUGCGUUGCUGCUGGUCACCGGAGCCUUGAGUCACAUCAUUCUCCAUCCGUCUCUGAAUCCAAUCAUCCCGCUUCUCUGCACAUUUGAGAAGAACAUGUGGGCUCUCCACUGGUUUUGGAAGGACAUGUUGCCUGGCGCCGAGUCUCGCGUGGCUAUCGUGCACAAGAUCUAUCGGGAGCUGGAGAACCCAGCAGCGAAAGACCCUUCAAGAUGUAGUCUGUCUAGCAGACAAGUUCUGUGGCCGUCCGCAAAGAACUGGGACAAAUUCCUGCAGCUGAAGGACUUCCUGCCAUUCCUGCUGUGCCUUGAGGGCCAAACUGGCGAGGCGCUGAGGACGUUCUUCCCAGAUAGAGGACCAGCUGCGCGCCUCACGCAGCACACCUUCCAGCUCUACCUCCGCCUUCUCGGCACCACCGCGGCACCCAAGAUGACAAUCGCUCACACAGGGGAGCUCUGUGCUCACGGCGACACCUGGGGCCGCGUUAAAGGUGCUGUACCGCUGAUGCGUUCACAAUUCGUGCACUUUGCACUCAAGGUCCACAGACACUACCCAGCUUUCUAUGCAAAUUCCCAGUGUUGGAUCACACUGCUCAACGUGGUCAACGUCACACACUCACUCAACAGCUUCCCGGAACCAAGUCCGGACUUCAUGCACGAAGCUGUCAACGUUACGAAUUCCGUGCUGCUCUCCUUCGACAAUGGGCUCAUCUCCGACGUACUGAUUCCACAGCACUUUAUGCUGCUGUACCCAGAUCAGGCCCUGCUGCUGCUGGUCACCAAAGCUUUGAGAGAGAACAUCCUCCAUCCUGAUCUCACGCCAAUCAUCCCCAUUCUCUGCACCUUUGAGAAGAACCUGUGGUCUCUGAACUGGUUCUGGAAAUACUUGUCCUUUGAUAACCGCAACAAAGCCAUCAUGGAGAAGAUUUAUCAGGAGCUGCAUCAAACAACAGGAGAUGGCACCAUUUCUCUUGAGUCCAUCGGUCACCUUUUGGAUCCUUCCAACAGCACCCUUGCACCAGUAAGUCAUGUAUCAUGACCACCACCAGGGGCGCUACAGACGUGCACUGUCUUUUAGCGGGACACACCUGUAGCACUGUUCUGUCAAACUGCUAAUCAUAAUGCAGUUACUUUAUCAAACACUGACAAAAGUCAAGAAUGUUGCCACAUCAUCUUUAUGCACUUUUUGUGACUUUUUAUUUUUGUAAUGUUUUUCAGAAAUGUUUUUUCUUGUUAUACUACUCAAAGUUGACUAUAGUAAAAGCAGUUUAAAACACA